This is a messenger RNA of Rubroshorea leprosula, 2950 nucleotides long. The record is from the annotation of a GenBank genome assembly. Lineage: Eukaryota; Viridiplantae; Streptophyta; Magnoliopsida; Malvales; Dipterocarpaceae.
AAGUUGGAAAUCGAUUCUAACUUUCCUUUCACGAGCUGUUUCUAUGAACUUGGACAUACAGAAACGGAGAAGGGGGAGGCCCACGUGUGAUUUAAAUGCUCCUGCCUGUGACGAUUCUCUCUGGCCGAGUUUCAAGCUCCAACGGUUUUCGAUUUUCACUCCAAAGGUCUAUUCUUUUGCCCAAAAUGAGGGGAUUUCUGCUUUCUCUGGUGUCUGUUGUGUUUUUGCUAUGUGGGAGUGUUAUAUGCAAGGAAUGUACAAAUAUGGGUAAUGAGUUGCCAUCACAUACUCUUCGCUAUGAACUCUUGAAAUCAAACAAUGAAUCAUGGAAGGAAGAGGUUUUCUCUCAAUAUCACUUGAUACAUACUGAUGACUCAUUUUGGGCUAAUUUGCUGCCAAGAAAAUUGCUAAGAGAAGAAGAUGAGUUCAGCUGGUCAAUGAUGUAUAGGAAAAUGAAGAAUCAGGGUGGGUUUAAGUUGGCUGGGAAUUUUCUUAAGGAGGUGUCAUUACAUGAUGUUCGGUUGGAUCCAACUUCUUUCCAUUGGCGGGCACAACAGACCAAUUUACAAUAUCUGUUGAUGCUGGAUGUAGAUGGACUAGUCUGGAGUUUCAGAAAGACAGCAGGAUUGCCAACCCCAGGAGAUGCCUAUGGAGGUUGGGAGGCACCAGAUGUGGAGCUCCGGGGUCAUUUUGUAGGGCAUUACUUGAGUGCAACAGCACAUAUGUGGGCGAGCACUCAUAAUGAGACACUCAAAGAGAAGAUGUCUGCGGUAGUGUCUGCUCUAUCUGCAUGUCAGGAAAAAAUAGGCACAGGAUAUCUGUCUGCAUUUCCAUCUGAACUAUUUGACCGUUUUGAAGCAUUAACACCUGUGUGGGCUCCAUACUACACCAUUCACAAGAUCUUGGCCGGCCUAUUGGAUCAAUACACAUUAGCUGAUAACAAUGAAGCUUUGAAUAUGACAACAUGGAUGGUUGAGUACUUCUAUGAUCGCGUCCAGAAUGUCAUAACGAAACACAGCCUGGAGAGACACUGGCAAUCACUUAAUGUAGAAACAGGUGGCAUGAAUGAUGUACUUUACAGGUUAUUUACUAUAACGGGAAAUUCAAAGCAUUUGUUGUUGGCUCACCUAUUUGACAAACCAUGCUUUCUGGGAGUACUUGCAGUUCAGGCUGAUGAUAUUUCUGGCUUCCAUGCCAAUACGCAUAUCCCUGUUGUUGUUGGAUCUCAAAUGCGAUAUGAAGUAACUGGUGAUCCACUUUACAAGAGUAUAGGGACAUUUUUCAUGCAAAUUGUUAAUUCUUCUUAUAGCUAUGCAACAGGAGGGACAUCGGUCGGUGAGUUCUGGUCAGACCCAAAGCGAUUAGCAAGCACUCUAGAUACAGAGAAUGAAGAAUCAUGCACAACUUACAACAUGCUGAAGGUCUCUCGCCACCUAUUUAGAUGGACCAAAGAAAUUGUAUAUGCAGAUUAUUAUGAACGUGCCCUGACAAAUGGUGUUCUUAGCAUCCAAAGGGGAACAGACCCUGGAGUAAUGAUCUACAUGCUCCCACUAGGUCAUGGCGUUUCUAAGGCUGUAAGCUACCAUGGGUGGGGAACAAAGUUUGACUCCUUUUGGUGCUGCUAUGGCACAGGAAUUGAAUCAUUCUCUAAGUUAGGAGAUUCCAUAUACUUUGAGGAGGAAGGAAGUGUUCCUGGUCUUUACAUCAGCCAAUAUAUAUCAAGCUCCCUUGACUGGAAAUCUGGACAGAUUCUAGUGACUCAGAAAGUUGAUCCUGUUGUUUCUUGGGAUCCUUUCCUUAGAAUUACAUUGACAUUUUCUUCAAAAGAGGAAACAGCUCAGCCAUCUACCUUGAAUUUGCGCAUGCCAACAUGGACAAAUUCAAAUGGCACCAAGGCAGAAUUAAAUGCUCAAAAUUUGCCCAUACCAGCUCCAGGUAAUUUCUUAUCCAUCACCAGAAAGUGGAGUGCCAGUGACAAAUUAACCCUUCAAUUGCCAAUUACUUUGAGAGCAGAGGCUAUUAAAGAUGAUCGUCCUGAAUAUGCUUCUAUUCAAGCAAUACUCUAUGGUCCUUACCUUCUUGCUGGUCACACCACUGGUGACUGGGACCUCGAAAGCGAAUAUUCAGACUGGAUAACUCCAAUCCCUGCUGCUUACAAUUCUCACCUGGCUACAUUCUCUCAAAAGUCUGGCAACUCAACUUUUGUUUUGAGUAACAAAAAUGGGUCAAUCACAAUGGAAAAAUUACCUAAAUCUGGCACUGUUGGUGCUGCCAUUGCUACAUUCAGGGUCAUCACUUCAAAAAAAUAUUCAACUAUUAGACAAUGCAUUGGAAACUCCGUCAUGCUUGAACCAUUUGAUCUUCCUGGGAUGCUUCUAGUGACUCAAGGGUCAGAUCUUGCAAUCACAGAUUCUUCCAGUGGGGAUGCGUCUUCUAGUUUCCUCUUAGUUCCUGGAUUGAAUGGAAACUCUGAUUCUGUGUCCCUGGAGUCAGUAAGCCAGAAGGGAUGCUUUGUAUAUAGUGGUGUGAACUACCAAUCUAGUGUGAACCUGAAGCUACGCUGCAAUGUGGAGUCAUCUGAUGCCAGGUUCAAUCAGGCUGCAAGCUUUGUAAUGAAGAAGGGAAGAAGCGAAUAUCACCCUAUUAGCUUUGUAGCAAAAGGGGCAAGGAGGAAUUUUCUUCUGGCACCAUUACCGAGCUUCAGAGACGAACCUUAUACUGCUUAUUUCAACAUCAACCAGCAUAAACAAUUUGAGUGAGUGUUGGAAAUCGUGGCCACGAGCUUGCCACCAAACAAUAAAACAUCAUCUGUCUGCUACUUCACUAGGUUGAAGUUGCAUAAUUAUUUUUUUUCCAAUAAAUGUGCUUUUCAUUUUCAAGUGUUUGAAGUCUAUAACGUUUUAAAUUGUAACUGAAUUUAUCCAUAUCCUAAAAAAUUUAAAUCGUACAC